AUGUUUCAUCUUUUGACAAUAGAACCAGCACUUUUCGAAGACCUAAUUGAAGUUGAAGCUGGUAUACAGUGGUCAAAAUUAAUUGACUAUCUUGUUGAAACACAAAAAUAUGUAUCCUGGACACAACAGUGGGAUAUUGCUCAAAAGCAAGCGGCUGCAGACCGAUUUUCAAUUGAUGGAACGUUGGCAUGUAAUGCUCAUAGUCGAGGCUUGAAAAUGCAACCUAUUGUUGGUGAUGUUGAGUCCUUUACUCUAAUUGAUGCACAAACUAAUUUUCUCAGGUGCAGUCGCCAAGAAAAUGAAGAACUGAUUGGACUGAUCAUUGGUAGUUAUGGCUUAUUUGGUGUCAUUUAUUCGGUAAUAUUGCGUUUAACAUCCCAGCAAAAAAUAGAACUUGUGGUAGAAGUUAUCACAGUUGACAACCUAUCGGAAGCUUUUGAACAGAGUAUUCAAGCUGGUUUUCUCUAUGGUGACUUUCAAUUUUCUACUGGUGAGAAAUUGAACGACUUCUUAUAUCGUGGUGUUUUCUUCUGUUAUCGACCAGUUGACCCUAGCACUGAAAUUGUCGAAGGUGAAAAAGAACUUUCCAAAGAGCAUUGUGACAAUCUCUAUUAUCUUUCACAUGCUGAUAAGGCUGAAGGAUUUCGUCAAUAUGCUACCUAUUACUUAUCGACAUCUGGUCAAAUUUAUGCAUCUGAUACUGAUCAGUUAAGUAUCUAUCUCGAUGAUUAUCACCACAAACUUGAUCAUCGUCUUGGUUUAGAAGAAUAG
This is a messenger RNA of Rotaria sp. Silwood1, 771 nucleotides long. Lineage: Eukaryota; Metazoa; Rotifera; Eurotatoria; Philodinida; Philodinidae. The record is from the annotation of a GenBank genome assembly.